Molecule: messenger RNA, 889 nt
Organism: Anopheles bellator
Lineage: Eukaryota; Metazoa; Arthropoda; Insecta; Diptera; Culicidae
Exons: 3
Coding region: 20-541 (173 amino acids)
Biological process (GO): tissue regeneration; cell adhesion
Cellular component (GO): membrane
Source: RefSeq, a predicted model, not a curated record
UAACAGUCGGGCGUGGUACAUGAGUGCCGAAAUGGACAGUGAUUGGAACGCGGAGCCAUACCGAACGGUUCCGCAAAUGGAAACCGGUGACCCCAUUGAGACGAAACCGGCACUGCCACGGUAUGACGACACGGUCAAACAGAAGAGUCCCCAGGGGAACACGUUCGUACAGAGCGUGUUUGAUAUGACACUGAUAACGGUGAACUUUUGCCAAAUCUGCUACAUACUGAAGGUUGGGCCAGGACUCGGGAUGUUGUACUAUUUACUGCUGGGACUUUUUGGUAUUUCGCUCGUGCUGCUGUUCCUUCACGGAUUUAUGGGCCUGUUCGAACGGUUAAGAUGCAGCAAACCGCUGCCCAACGGAUGCUUCAACUGUCUGUACAAUGCGUCCCUGUUCAUGGUGGUGCUGGUGUACCUGGUCAAUCUCGUGGGGAAUGUACUUAUUUUGAAGGAAGCGGAAAACAAGUGCCACCUGAUGCUGGAACAUGGAAAGCCGACAACUCAACCUCCGUUGUUGGACACAACCACCGUGACAAAUUGAUACAUUUGUAUGUUGCGGACGAAGCCGUAGCUGGACGUUUAUAAUACUUGCAAUAAAAUCGUAGGAUGUUCCUUUCAAAGGAACCAGAAGCCACUUCAAAUCUCACUCGUCACACAGCGCAGCGAUGGCGUCCUUUGGCAAGCGAUAGAAGUGCCAGCGCUCGGUUUCGGUUAGAUCCAGCGCACCCAUCCGGCGGUAGAAGCUGGUAGCCGGAUUCCAGUCCAGCACAUGGAAGUCGAUCCGCGAGCAGUUACUGUCCCGUGCAUGGUGAGCGAGUGCCUUGAAGAAAUGUUGGCCGUAUCCGUGCCGUCGGUACUGCGGCCGAAUGUAGAUGUCCUCCAGGGCCAG